AUGGCACAGAGUAAUUCCAGUUUUAGUGAUAAUACUCCAACAUUUUCCGAAAAAGGCUUGAAAAGAAAAACUCGAAAUGAAAGUGAAAAACGACGAAGAGAUACUUUCAAUCAGUUAAUUGGUGAAUUAACACUAUUAGUUGCAAAGGACGAUCGUAAAAUGGAUAAAAGUAGCGUACUAAAAUGCGCAAUUAAUUUUCUCAAACAACAACGUUUUCAAGCUGAAUCAACAAGUGAUGAAGCAUCAAGUACAGCAUUGGAUUCCAAAUUACGCAUUACAACCGGUUACAACAUUCCGGAUAUUGUUCAACUUUAUAUGGAUGCUCUGGCAGCUGGAACUUUUUGCAUUCACUGUUCCGGACAUAUUGAACAUGCAUCUACAAGUUUUGCAACACUUUUCGAUGAUACAAUGUGCGAAUUACAAGGAGCGAAUUUCUUCGAUUUACUAGAUGACAAAUCAGCAGAAAACUUUUGUGGAACCAUAUCCACCGAGGUGUUACAUUCGGUACCAAAUGGUACCACUAUGCAUAGUACUAUCAUUCAGGAAACUGUCACAACGAAGAAAUUGCGUCGACAGUUAUUAGUCAUUGGUUACGUAAAAAAAACAACGCAUAAUAACGAUGAUUUAUGCAUAUCGGAUAAAGUUGAAGAAAGUGAAAUCAAUAAGAGCAAAAAAAAGAUUGUUGCAAUCACUGAAGAAGUGAAUGAAUCUCUCCGGUUUGUUGGUGUCAUUAUACCGUUAUCAAAUCGGCCAGAAUCAGAAGUAACACUGGAAAUGAUCAAUUCAUGGGAACGAAGAAAUGCCAAUUUCACUAUAAUUUAUAAUACCGAAUUUGUUUGUGUUGAUGCUAAAGGAUGUCAAUUAUUAGGUUAUAGUCGAUUUGAUUUACUUGGCACAAGUGGUUAUGAUUAUAUUCACACCAAUGAUUUAUUACAAGUAGCUGAAAAUCAUACACAAUUAAUGGAACUUGGCACUUAUCAGAUAAGAUCACAUCGAUUACGAACAAAAUCACAUCAAUGGAUUUGGGUUAAUUGUAUGGCAGUAAUCGAAAAUGAAAUAUCAUUUAAACGAGUACGAUGUAAUUAUCGUGUAAUAAGUAUGGAAAAUGUGAAAAAAUUCAAAGAAAAUGUUACAUCUACGAAGAGAAAAUCCACCGAAUUUUUGCUAUCAUUUUCAACAGGAAAAAGUAAUUCAAACAAUUCACAAAAUUCUCAUUGCACUACAAAUGCUAACAUUUACCCAUUAUCAGUUUCUUCACUAUCAUCGUCGACUGGAAAUGCUUCCAAAUCAUUUUGCACUACAGGUCAUUCCUCAUCGGAACAAGCUAACAAUUCCUUAUCAGCAACUGCUCCCGAGAAACAUUCUAGUAGUAGUUGUACUGCUAAAAUAGUUAUCGCACCGUUACCGGUAAAAAAAAUUCGAAAAGGAGAAUCAAGUGAACUAUCAGAUAAUAGUCCGUCAACUUCAUUCAAAUAUUCGUCGUCGCUUUGUCAACCAUCAUCCACUGUGCUUUCCACAUUAUCAGCAGAGAUGUUACAAUCAAAACGACGUAAUCAAAUUCCUGUCGCUGUCAUUGAACAUUAUCCUUUAUCAGAUUCAAAACUGAAAACCACUGAAGCAACAUUAGCAGCAUCAAAUAGCAAUGAAUCACGCAUAAACGUUUCAAAUUUGACGUCAUCCUCUACAUCGAUGGUGACACCGGCAGCUUUGUCAAUAUCACCAAUGUAUCAACAAGUUUGGGAAGAGUUGCAACGUCGAAGCGAAAUAUUACGUCAACAAGUGCUUCAGAAAGAAAUGGAACUUCGUGAAUUACAUCUUAAAAGAUUUCUUGCAUCAUUACAUGGUGACAAAUAUUAA
Messenger RNA from Brugia malayi, 1857 nucleotides. RefSeq names its product helix-loop-helix DNA-binding domain containing protein. Lineage: Eukaryota; Metazoa; Nematoda; Chromadorea; Rhabditida; Onchocercidae. Gene Ontology annotation, molecular function: RNA polymerase II cis-regulatory region sequence-specific DNA binding; protein dimerization activity; DNA-binding transcription factor activity, RNA polymerase II-specific. The transcript has 11 exons. Gene Ontology annotation, cellular component: CLOCK-BMAL transcription complex. The record is from RefSeq and is a predicted model, not a curated record. The coding region runs from base 1 to 1857 and encodes 618 amino acids. Gene Ontology annotation, biological process: circadian regulation of gene expression; regulation of transcription by RNA polymerase II.